Molecule: messenger RNA, 803 nt
Organism: Trichoderma asperellum CBS 433.97
Lineage: Eukaryota; Fungi; Ascomycota; Sordariomycetes; Hypocreales; Hypocreaceae
Source: RefSeq, a predicted model, not a curated record
ACAGUUUCCUCCAUCAUUCCCAAUUUUUCUUUCGUUACUCUUUUGUUUACUUAGUCACUCAUUAAUUUCUCUUCUUAUACUCUUCACAGCCUUUAAUUACCACAAUGACUAAAGAAGGCAAUAACAACAAGGAGUGGGCUCACGGCCUUAUGGAUUGUUGUUCUCCUGGUGGCCUUUGUCUUAUGACUACAUUUUGUCCAUGUAUAACGCAUGGGAAAACCGCCCAUAGGUUGGAACAUGGCAAUUUAGACGAUUACUCGUGCUGUAAUGGAUCUUGUAUCCUAUUCGCCAUUCUUACACACUGCGGACUCCAGUGCAUCCCCGCGACAAUGCAACGAGGCGAGCUGCGCGAGAAGUACAAUCUUGAGGGUGGCUGCUUUGGAGAUUUCUGCAAAUCUUGCUGGUGCACUUGCUGUGUCUUAAUCCAGAAUGAGAAGGAGUCAGAACAGCGCGAAUCUCUCCUGAGAGGCUCGUCCGAGGGAUACCAACCUAACGGCGGUAUGGUGUAUCCACAGGGAAAUUAAUUUGAAUGAGCUACAAGUAUACCAAGACAAUACUUAAAAACUCAUUGACGUUAACUGAGAUUUUACGCGCCUCAUGAGGAGUGUAUAUGCGAUAAGAAGUGUUUAGAUGUUCAAAGGGUGCGGGAAAAAUCACGCAGGAAGGAUUUAGGACAAGAUCUAUGAAGGAAAGCUGUUUCAGUCAGCAUUAUUGUUUCAGAAUUUUUUUUUUUUCCCUUUAUUAACGUUUAUUAUAUGGAAUAGGAUGUGGCAUCCUGAUUUUCUAGGAAUAGUGUUUAGCGG